Cucurbita moschata (crookneck pumpkin) is the source of this 1218-nucleotide messenger RNA. Its product is annotated as replication protein A 32 kDa subunit A-like. The record is from RefSeq and is a predicted model, not a curated record. NCBI's taxonomy places the organism in Eukaryota, Viridiplantae, Streptophyta, Magnoliopsida, Cucurbitales, Cucurbitaceae. Gene Ontology annotation, molecular function: DNA binding. Bases 184 to 999 code for a protein of 271 amino acids. Gene Ontology annotation, cellular component: chromosome, telomeric region; DNA replication factor A complex; nucleus. The transcript has 10 exons. Gene Ontology annotation, biological process: double-strand break repair via homologous recombination; DNA replication; nucleotide-excision repair.
UUGGGCUCUGUGGGCUUUGCAGCUCAUCGACAUUGCCGCUCGCAAGAUCGGGCGGGAAAUCUGAGAAUCAGUGGCGGGAAAACGAAAAGCUUCUACUUCAUAAGUUCAUAACUGCAUAGCAAUUCUUCACCCGCUUUCCGUUGUUGAUUGUUGAUCGAGUUGUUAAUCGCAGGGUUGUAAAGAAUGUUCUCCAGCAGCCAGUUUGAUUCCGGCAGUGGAUUUACGUCUUCUCAGACCAAUGACUCUUCUUCGGCGAAGAAUCGAGAAACGCCGGGCCUGGUUCCGGCAACUGUAAAACAGAUAAGCGAAGCUUCCCAUUCUGGCGAAGAGAAGGCCAACUUCGUAAUCAACGGCGUUGACAUUACAAAUGUUACAAUCGUUGGGAAGGUCUCUGAGAAAGCUGAAAGGAAUACGGACAUCACAUUCAUUGUAGAUGAUGGAACAGGAAGAAUUGGCUGCAAAAGAUGGGUAAAUGACACUUUCGACACCAAGCAAAUGGAUGAAAUACAAGAUGGAAUGUAUAUACGGGUUAAUGGGCAUUUGAAAAUAUUCCAAAGUAACAAGCAAAUAUUUGCAUUCUCUGUAAGGCCUAUUACAAAUUUUGAUGAAAUUACCUUCCACUUUAUUGAAUGCAUACAUGAGCACUUGCGGAAUUCCAAGUUACAGAAUCUCAAUGGAGUUGGAUCGACACAGUUCCAAUCCUCGGAUUCAAUUGUGAAGACUCCAAUGCAGAAUGGCUCGAGUGGAUAUCAGACAGCAUCUUCAGUACUACCAUCUGAGCAGCACACUGUUGAUGUUAAGAAGAAUUGUGAUGACUUGAUCCUCGACUAUCUUCAGCUGCCCUCCAGCGUUGCCAAAGAAAGAGGGAUACACAGAGAUGAACUUUCCCAACAACUAAAGAUUCCAAUGGAGAAAAUACUGAACUCCAUAAGGUCUCUUGAAGAUGAAGGUUUGAUAUAUUCCACCAUAGAUGAGUUUCAUUUCAAGUCUGCUGCAUAGGAUUUUGGAACGGGUAAAGUGCAAACCUAUGUCAGUACUAAAAGCAUUAUGGGUAAAGUUCAAACUUUUAUCCUUUUUUUUUUUUUUUUUACUGCCCCUUUCAAAACCUCCAGAAUUCAAAGUAUAUGGUGUUUUGAAGCUUUAUUUCUCUAAAUACAUAAUUUUAGGAGGAAAAGUAUAUGGUCUAUCAAUUAGUCGAUUAAUUUUAUAUCAUUGAUC